Messenger RNA from Mesocricetus auratus (golden hamster), 5780 nucleotides. RefSeq names its product leukocyte immunoglobulin-like receptor subfamily B member 3. Gene Ontology annotation, biological process: cytokine-mediated signaling pathway. The record is from RefSeq and is a predicted model, not a curated record. Gene Ontology annotation, molecular function: inhibitory MHC class I receptor activity. Lineage: Eukaryota; Metazoa; Chordata; Mammalia; Rodentia; Cricetidae.
UGCAACCAUUUGAGGUGGAGCACCAAGUUUCCAAAACUCCAUGUGCUCCAGUCCAUAAGGCCAGGGACUGUGGCCUUCUUCAUAUACACAGUUGCAGCCACCGAGAAAAGAUGCUAUGGCUUUCUCCUUCACAGUCCUGAUCUGUUUCGGACUCACUCUGAGACCAAGGAUCCCAGUGCUGGCAGGAGCCUUACCAAAGCCAACCAUCAAGGCUGAGCCAGGCUCUCUGGUCACUAGGGGAAUGCAAGUGAACAUCUCAUGUAUGGGGAUGUCAGAUGCACAGAAGUAUCUUCUUUAUAUUAUGAAAUUCAAAAAUAUCCAGCAUAAACAAACCUCAGUGGAACGUGGGGAGAAAGCCGUGUUCUCCAUAAGCUCAAUUGGAGAGUAUGAUGGAGGCGAAUAUUACUGUUUCUAUAAAACCACCUCUGGCUGGUCAGCACGCAGUGACAAAGUUGAGCUGGUAGUGACAGGAAACUUUGACAAUAAGCCCUGCCUAUCACUCCUGCCCAGACCUGUGGUGACCUCAGGAGAGACUGUGACCCUCAAGUGUUUCUCACAGGAGGAAUAUGACAGGUUCAUUGUGACCAAGGAAGGAGAACAGAAGCACUCCAUGGUCAUGGAGUCACAGAAGACAUCUGCUGGGCAGUGCCAGGCCCUGUUCUCUGUGGGCCCUGUGACUCCCAGAAGUAGUGGAACAUUCAAAUGUUAUGGCUACUACAAGGCAAACCCACAUGUUUGGUCAGAACCUAGUGACCACCUGGAAAUACAAGUCUCAGGAUCAGCUAAGAACAUCAGUCUAUCACAUAACAUGUGCAAGCCCAAGACAGCUUCAGACACCCAGGAUUGCACAAUAGAAAAUCUCACCAGGUUGGGGAUGGCUGGCUUGGUCCUCAUAAUUCUUGGGGUUCUGCUGUUUGAGGCUUGGCACAGCCGGAAAUGGACCUACCAUGCAGCUGGGAAGUUGUUUCCCCAUACUCCAGAGGCUGCUGCUGAAGUUCCUGAAUCUAUGAGAGAAAAGAUGGAGAGCAUCAAAGGGAAACCAGGAAAGGAAGGAUUGGAUGGAUCCAGGAUCGACAGCAUCAAUAUCUUGACGAAUGGUGGAAUCAUUUUCCUGAGCCUCGACGACUCUGGUCAGGCGACUCGGAACCCAAUGAGGUGCUUCUUGCCCCUGUGGAAAAACACAAACAGCUCCUCUGUACCUCCGAAUGACAGGGUCCGGGCCAUACCAUUUGUUAUCCAGCACAUUUUUCCACAUCACAUCCCCUACCCUAUCCGGGGUGGUGUAGGUGUGUCGGUCAGCUGCUGUACAGCCUUUGUCAUCCAUUAUCAAGAAAUUGAGACAGAGAGAUAUGACAAGUUCAUCCUCACCAAAGAAGAUCAGACAUCCUCCAGCUACCUGGAUUUACAGUAUAUACCUUGUAGCAGACGGUACCAAAAAGCCCUCCUGCUGAUACACAAAGCAUCCAUUCAUCCAUCCAUCCAUCCAUCCAUCUAUCUCUUGGACCCAGGAAAGAGCCUCACCCUGGAGUGCUGCUCUAACAUCAACUAUGACAAAUUCCUCUCUACUGAGGUGGGGUGGGACCUCACCCAACACUAUGGCUAGCAGAUCCUGACUGGUCUUUUCUUGGCCAACUUAACCUUGGGUUCUGUGAAGCACUCUACUAGAGGCCAAUACAGAUUAUUUGGUGCACACAACCUCUCCUGUGAGUGGACAUCGUGAUCACAGUGGGGGAUCAGGAGAAGAGGUCAGUCAGAGGAAAUAGAGUCCCAGGUGCCCAUAGUAGACCCAGUAUCAUGGCAAUAUGGCUCCAUAGUACACUUGGGAGAGAAUGUGAUCCUGCUGUGUCUAUCAAUGAAGCCAGUGGAUAUUUUCAUUCUGUACAAAGAGGGAACAGCCCAUACAACCCACUGCCUAAAAUCAAUGUUUUGAACUCAUCAGCUCUGGCCAGAGUUCUCUAGGAGUUCUGUGCCCUCUCCCUUGGGGGGCACCUACAGGGGAUAUGGCUUUGAAGACCCAUUCCUUUAUCUCUUGUCAAAUGCCAGUGUCCCUGUUGAGGCUAUAGUCUCAGGAUCCUUAGGAGCCUCUAACCCACCCCCAAUGCCCAUGAAAACAGCUGGCAAGCUCUAUAGUGUUGCCCAUAAUUUUGCACUGCUGCAGCCUCUAGGAAGAGAUACCAUGACCACCUUCUUCACAACACUGCUCUGUCUGGGACUGACUCUGGACCUCAGGAAUGAAGGGCUGCCAGGAGUCUACACUAAACCCAGACUGUCAGCACAACCAAGCCCUGUGUUGGCACCAGGAAAGAAUGUUACCCUCCAGUGUGUCUCAAAGAAGCAAUAUGACAGGUUUAUUCUGAUUAAGGAAGGACCACAGAAGCUCUCCUGGAUUAUGGACUCACAAUAUAACCAAUCUUCUGGGCAGUUUGAAGCUCUGUUCUUUCAGGGCUCUUUGACUCCCAACCAGCGUUGGACAUUCAGAUGUUAUAGCAAUUACAGGAACAAACCACAGGUGUGGUCAGAGCCUAGUGACUCCCUGGAACUCCUGUUCUCAGGAAUCUACGACAGUAAACCCAGCCUGUCAGUCCUGCCCAGCCCUGUUGUGACAUCAGGAGUGAACAUGACUCUCCAGUGUGUCUCUUGGAGAAGAUACGAAAAGUUUAUUCUCACUAAGGAAGAUCAGAAGUUCCUCAGCUCCCUGGACUCACAGUACACACACAGCAAUCAGCAGUACCACGCCCUUUUCUCUAUAGAUCAUGUGACCCCAGAUCACACAGGGACAUUCAGGUGUUAUGGCUACUACAGUAAUACCCCACACUUGUGGUCUGUACCCAGUGAUCCCCUGGAAAUACACAUCUCAGCCUUAGAGACACAUGAUCAAACAGUGGAGAAUCUCAUCAGGAUGGGGAUGGCUGGCAUGAUCCUCAUAGUCCUCGGGGUUCUGAUUUGUGAGGCUUGGAAUAGCCGCAGAUGUGCCCACAAUACAUCUGGGACCUACUCGGGAGAGUCAGAAGCACAACUUUCAAGUGUGAAACCAGUUCCUUACUGCGCUAGAAAGAUCCAAAGUCAGCAAGAUCUCGACAACACAAGAAGUAACAGGAUGGGUGACCAAGAACUUCCCCAAAAGGAUACCAUAUGUGAUUCCAGCUACAAUCAACGUGGACGUAAAUAACAAUCAUCACAGCAACACAGAGGAACAUAUCAAAGGAGAGGAAGGCUGGGGACAUUUUAAUAAGAAGCCCACGCCUGACCAUCUUGUAAAGAUACUGACUAUUCAAGAGUUUAGCGACUGCAAAAAGAGAGGCAGAAGUUGAGACCAAGACAAUGACUGAAAGCUUUUCUUUUAAAGCUUUUAGGAUGAAGCUCAGGGGCAACCCUGGCACAUUCCAUGGCAGGUGUGGGUGACAGAGGCAUAGGAACAAACAUGCAUGGUAGACAGCGCUGAAGGGAGAAGUCUUGUUAGAAAGGGAAGGGGUAAGGAAAGAGAAAAGAAGUAAAGAGACAGAGAGAGGAAAGAAGAGAAGAGAGAGACAAGAAAAGUCCUGUCUGCACAAGGAAACAGAGGGAAAGAGAGAAAUGGGCAAAGAGAGUGUAAGUAGGUGGAGGUCUGUCUUUUAAAGGGGCCCUUUGCACCUGGGCUGACCAUGGUACUGCCUGAGUGCAUUCUGCCAGGAUACAGGGGCAGGCCAGCAUAAUGCCUGAAUCCUUACAAAAGCACCAUGGGACAUACAUGUAUCAGGCUCUAGUCAUGAUCUGCUCAAUAUUGAUUCUGAUCACAGUCAGCUUGACCGUGACCACAGUUUCCAAGACUUCACUUUGUGCUGCAUGAAGAAGAAGUUGUGGGCAUGAGCUACAACAGCCUUCCAGAGGAAACAAAACUUGGGAACUAUUGAAGAUUCCACUGUGGAAAUCAGGGGUGAUGGUGCCAACUCUUAGAAAUUUUAAUAGUGAAAAUUAAAGACUAUUUUCAGACUUAUUCAUGAUGGCAGAACAACUGGUCAGAGGUGCCAACAGGGAAAAAUUGUCUGGAAUAACUGCAGUGAGUUUUAGUUUUCUUUUACUUCUUUCUUCUGUAAGAUGUGUUUCAAGAACGAACAAAAAAAUUGGCAAAUGAACGGGAUAUUGCUAAAAACAGUUGACCCCGGGACAUGCUAACCACACUUAGAGUUCACCCUUUAUCCAAGUAACAGCUUUCUGAAUGCACACCUCUCUUUUUAAUUAAUUUUAUUUAAAUUAAAAACAAUCUUAUUUUACAUAACUAUCCCAGUUCCCUCUCCCUCAUGUCCUCUCAGCCCCUACCCCCACUAAUCUCCCAUAUCAUCCCAUCCACUCCUCAGGGAGAGUGAAGUCUCCCAUGGGGGAUCAUCAAAGUCUGUCACAUGGUUUGGGGCAGGAUCUAGGUCCUCCCCCAUGUACCUAGGCUGAGAUAGUGUCCCUCCAUAGUGAACGGUCUCCCGAGGCCCAUUCGUGCCCUAGGGAUGAACACUGGUUCCUCUGAACACACACCUCUCAUUCAAUCUGUAAUGCCCGCUGUAGGGAAUAUGUGCAACUGUCACACUUGAGUGUCAGUUUAGCCUGCUUCUAGCCAAAUCCCAAACGAUGCUCCAGCACCUCCAGGGAAUGUUUGACGAGUUGCAGAAACGGUAGAGUGCAAGUUUUCACUCCUGUCCUCAUGUGCAGCAGCACUGUGUUCCCCGGAGCCAGCACCCCUUCCGUUCCAUGCCCAAUCUGCAUUUACUGUAGUGCAUCACACACUGGAAGCCCGCCAAAGGAGCGUGUCCAUUCAGUGCUCCUGCUGAAAGAAGCAAGCGAGUCAUGGGCAUGACAACUAUGCUUACUGCGGAUAUGUGCGCUAGAUACUGACAGUAGAUUUACAAUGUAAAUGUUUGUGAGAACACCAAAUUGCAAAUACCAGUCAUACACUGUUACUACCCAAGGUUUCAUCAAAGAUCAGGAAGAGGAUUUUGUUUUCUUUCUUUCUUUCUUCUAUUUUCAACUUUUCCACACUGUGGUCACUUAUUUUAUUUGACUAAUACUAUUUUUGUCUAAAUUUUAGUUUUUAUUUCACGUAUUUUUAUCAAACCUGAACUUAACCUCUAAAAUCUGUAAAUUAGAAACCUUAAAAAAUAUGAUUACAUAACUUUGUCAUUCCAAGUGAGUACUGGGUGGAGGAGAGAGAAGAGAAGCAGAGACUCAUUCAGAAAUACAAGGAGACCAUGAGCAACAAGGCGUGCAGGUAUUUUGAUGAAGGCCGUGGGAGAUGCCCAUUUGGAGGGAACUGUUUUUACAAGGAUGCAUACCCUGAUGGCCAUAGAGAGGAGCCGCAGAGACAGAAAGUGGGGACAUCAAGCGGAUACCAGGCCCAAUGAAGGAGACACUUCUAGGAGCUCAUUGAGGAGAGAGAGAACAACCCCUCUGACAACGACGAAGAGGAGGUUGUCACCUUUGAGCUGGGCGAGAUGUUGCUUAUGCUUUUGGCUGCAGGUGGGGACGACGAGCUGACAGACUCUGAGGACGAGUGGGACUUGUUUCACGAUGAGCUGGAGGACUUUUAUGACUUGGAUCUAUAGCUGCUUGUGUGGCGUGUGAACUGGUCUGUGGAGCCUCUGACAGUAGCUGUCCCCUGUGCUGUGUGGCAGUGCGUGUGGCUCUCCUAGGCAGGCCUCUCAAACUCCAGGUGCUGCCGUGGUCACUACCCAGGGCCUGCUCUUCUACCCCCGACCUUUCCCCAAGAGUGUGUUGUUUUCUCUGUUUCAAAAAGUUACAAAAUAAAUCUUAAAGUU